Molecule: messenger RNA, 904 nt
Organism: Callithrix jacchus (white-tufted-ear marmoset)
Lineage: Eukaryota; Metazoa; Chordata; Mammalia; Primates; Cebidae
Source: RefSeq, a predicted model, not a curated record
GGGAGGAGGGCGGCGAGGUCCCAUCUCCGCGCCACGUCCGAGGGGAUGCUGCGCGCCCCCGGCUGGGUGCAGCGGGAGGCCGCCCCCCGCAACAAGUGCCGGGUGUCAUGGCAACGGCGGGAAUUUCCCGGUCGGGGAGGCCGGAAGCAGCCCCCGCCGGGCUCGCGGCAGCUAGAGCAAAAUCCGAUCCCUCUCCCGGGGGAGCAAAAUGGACGAAAGGCGACCCCCAAGCAGGGGCACUGGGUGCCUUGGGAAUCCGAGGAAUCCCUUCUGUUCGCCAGUCGGAGGGACUAGAGGCAGCCGAAGGGGACGGGAAUCCGCCGAGCGCUGCCCCCGGGGGUCCUCGGCGCCCGGCGCAGCUGAGGAGCGCAGCGCAGCGCAGCGGGCUCCAUUCCUGGCCGCCGCCGCUCAGCCCAUUGCGCAAACCCGGCGGGUCCAACCAACCGCGCUCGCCGCUACUGGAACCCAGGAGGCGGGCUUGGAGGCUUCGGGCACUAAGCUGGGCUGGAAAUAUCAUGCACUUCCCCUUAGCCUAGACCCCCGCUCGGGCCACGCGGGUUCUGUCCUCAAAGCUGGAGGCUGCCCCAGACUUGGGGGUGGGGGGGAAGGGAAGGGGAGAGGCUGGCGCCCCCUCCCCCUUUUGGCUCCGUCUCCCGUUGCAGCAGCUGUUGCCAAAUGAACCCCAGAAUGGGGACGUGCAACCCUCCACCCCACCCCCAGCCACACACGUCGCUGUCGGAAAACUGGGAAGGGGGCGCUGGGUCCGAGGUUCUGGAAAAGCAAGAACUCACCUGCAAACAGGCAGUCCUUCUCGGCUCUGGACUUCUGGAUCACGACGUCGAUAUCCUUCUGAAUUCGCUCUUGCCUUGAACACAUCCCCAUUAAAUAAAUCCCUGGAAAAGAA